Cyclospora cayetanensis is the source of this 2286-nucleotide messenger RNA. Its product is annotated as glycogen synthase kinase-3 beta. The record is from RefSeq and is a predicted model, not a curated record. Lineage: Eukaryota; Apicomplexa; Conoidasida; Eucoccidiorida; Eimeriidae. The transcript has 10 exons. Gene Ontology annotation, cellular component: cytoplasm. The coding region runs from base 1 to 2286 and encodes 761 amino acids. Gene Ontology annotation, molecular function: ATP binding; protein serine/threonine kinase activity. Gene Ontology annotation, biological process: signal transduction; protein phosphorylation.
AUGAGAGGAGUGAUAGUUGGUGGCCAGGGAGGCUGGGGUGUCACUACAGCUGCUGCAGGUGGUCGCAGUCAUGUGCUGGCUCUUGUACCUCUCCAGAGGUGUUUAGGGCCCUCCUUUGAACUUUUUAAGGGUCUGAACAGCGCAAACUUAGCCAGCCAACGACAGACGGCAGCCCCUUGCUGCGCUCAUCCUCAUUUCCCCGGCGGCAGCGCUGCUUUCUUCUGCCGUGGACGAGCGCGGCCAGCACUGCCGCACCAACAGAAACUUCGAGUAGCCUCUGAGGGCUGCGUCUCAGGCCGAAAAGUUGGUGUCGGGGGACGCUUGACUGCCGAAACGGAGGCAGUGCAAUUUCUUCGGCAAGCCGUGCCGCUGAAUCUGUCUUGGGGUCAAGCGCUCGCCUUUCCCUCCUGCACCGCCGUCGCAAACAUUCUCUCCCUUUUAUGGGCAGCCAAACGGAUCUCCCCGGCAGGGAAGUGGCUCGCAGAAAAGGCCGCGCCUCAAGCAACGUGUGCCUGUACAGCUGAAGCCGAUUCGCGUGUAUGCGCAGCAGGGCUGCCUCGCAAGUUAUCGCUACGCACUCGUGGCGACGUGACGCCAGGAAGUUGGCAGAGAGGGUAUGAGGACGCCAGCAGAGCGGCCCGUGUCGCUGUGAUGGUGAUAUUCAAAAGCCUACUCGGCAGCAUGCCUGACCCUCAAGGCGAUGCUGAUGCCCCCCCAAGGGCCUCUAACCCAAGAGCCACCUCUUCUGGUCAGCAGCAGCAGCAGCAGCAGCAGCAGGCGGUAGCAGCGAGCAGCAGCAGCAACGCGGCAGCUGCUGCAAAUGCGAGCGCGAAAGAAAACAAGCGGUCCGCUGGAGGGGCGCAGCAGCCGCAAAAGUCUUAUGACAUGGGGCAAGUCUUGGGAAAUGGUUCCUUUGGCGUUGUUACCGAGGCUCGGUGUCUAGAAACAGGCGAUCUUGUCGCCAUAAAGAAAGUUUUGCAGGAUCCACGGUACAAGAACCGAGAGUUGGACAUCCUGAAGGAGUUGAACCAUCCAAACAUUGUGAAGCUGCUUGAUUAUUUCUACACCGAAGUCGAGGACAGAGGGGGCGGUGGCACGAGCCGCUUUUUGAAUGUUGUGAUGGAGUUCAUUCCCGAAACAGUUUACCGCGUCAUGAAAACCUUUGUCAGAAAUACACACACCCUUCCGUUCAUCCUUGUCAAGCUGUACACGUAUCAGAUGUGUCGGUCGCUUGGUUACCUCCAUGCCCUUGGCAUCUGUCAUAGGGACGUCAAGCCUCAGAACCUCCUUGUAGAUUAUCGAACACAUGUUCUCAAGCUGUGCGAUUUCGGCUCUGCCAAGCGAUUGGUGCCUGGGGAGCAGAGUGUUGCCUACAUAUGCUCGCGCUUCUACAGAGCUCCCGAGCUCAUGUUAGGGGCGAACGAGUAUACCACGGCAAUCGACAUCUGGUCUAUCGGGUGCGUUCUGGGGGAGCUGCUGCUCGGACGGCCGCUCUUCGCCGGUGAAACAAGUGUCGAUCAGCUCGUCAAGAUCAUUCAAGUCUUGGGAACCCCGACGCGCUGCCAGAUGUCCGCAAUGAACCCCAAUUACAUCGAAUUCAGAUUUCCAGACGUGAAGCCAAGAGACUGGCGCUCGGUCUUCGCUUCCCACCAGUGCGCCAACGACGGAGAUAAAUCUUUUGAGCAGGCAGUCGACUUGAUGAGCAAGCUGCUGCGAUACGAGCCGGAUCAGAGGCUGUUGCCCCUAGAGGCUUUGGCUCAUGAGUUUUUCGAUGAACUCCGCAACCCUAAGACGCGAUUGCCUGGCGGAGGAGCUCUGCCUGAGUUGUUUUCGUUUUUGCCGAUUGAACUCGAGAGCAUGUCGCCAAGCACCAGGGAGAAAUGCAUGAUGGCGGCGGCUGCGAACCUGACAGCUGGCGGCAGCGGGAAGGCGGGUGUCAAAUUAUACUCCGACACAAGGGAUGCUUCCGUUCUUCCUUCGUGGUUUCGAAGUCUCUCUGCCUCUCUUUGCGGGCGGAUGACUUCCUUGUCAAAAGUCCUUUUGCCCAUCAGAGUACAGGGGCGCGGCGGUGCGGUUGGUGCCUUGUGGGGAAACGAGGCCAUGCAUGCGCUGGGUUGUGUAUUCACCACCGCUCUGUCCAGGUGCUGGAGAUGUAGGGAGAAUCGUGCCGCUUUUUGCUUCGUGUCAGCAAUUGCGCUGCCCUCUGCUCGCUCGGGCAGCGCCUGCUCUCCUGCCUUAGUACAAGCCGGCCAGUGUGUGUGCUGUGCGCCGGAUGUUGGUGUGUGA